Messenger RNA from Daldinia loculata, 1266 nucleotides. RefSeq lists its product as uncharacterized. Lineage: Eukaryota; Fungi; Ascomycota; Sordariomycetes; Xylariales; Hypoxylaceae. The transcript is spliced from 2 exons. Bases 307 to 1014 code for a protein of 235 amino acids. The record is from RefSeq and is a predicted model, not a curated record.
UGAAGCCAUUAAUGAUGAAGCCAUUAAUGGGAUUGAUAACAUGAAGGCAAACUCCACCGGUGCCAAGCCGUCGCUAACAUCGACAUGGAUCUUAUUAGAUUUAUUAAGGAGGCGGCCUUGAUUUAAAUCCGAACUUGACCUUUCGUCUUCACUCUUCCAGCUAUCCGACCAGAGUUUCGACUCUCAUACUUUCGUUAUUGCUGUAAUAAGUCGCCGCUUACUUUAUAAUCAUCUCAUCGGAAUCGCAAAUAUAGGUCUUAUACCUUUGAAGCGACGUAGGAUAUCUCUCAGUAGGCCACCGCAAAAAUGGCAGGUAUCGUAGGCAGCCAAAGCGACAGCACGUGCAACACGCACAACGCCCUGCGCAACAUAUCCUCAUACGCCUGCGGCGUGACCUUCGGGUUUAAGAGCACUGCGGAUCCGCCGCCGGACAUGCAUUACGGGGUAGUGUCUCUGAAAGAAUGCUGCGACAUGGCGAACCGCCCCCUGAUGCGCAUACCGGGUAACACGGGCUGCGAGAUACAGUUCUGCGAGUUGCCCGAAAGCACAACUUCUACUACUAAGACGGUCUACUACGCCUACGCCACGGGCUCCGGUACUGCAGCCGCGACGCCGCCACCCUACGUCACAGAAGACGUCCGAACCGGGCCGCCAGGGGAUGUCGAGUCCUGCAUGUACUUCGUCUACGAGCGCGACGUGCCGGAGAAUAUUGCCAAGGACAUCGCCUUCGCGAGCAACUGGUGCAUUGCUCGCAUGUACGACGACGAGUUACCCGAUUCUGAAGUAUCUGCUGCCGUAACGGCUAGCCCGGCGCCUCCAAGCUGGACGACCGCGGCGAUGGACCAGUUUGAUGUCUACUUCUCAACUAAAAGCGCUGCUGAGGCGAGCGCAACCGCGGCUCCUAAGUCGACGAGCGAUGGGCCUAGGCGGUAUGCCGAGCAGAGUACGUUGACGGGGGUCAAGAUAUGGGCGGUUGUCGCGCUGGCGACGCUUGGCCUCGUUGCUGCAUUAUGAUUUCGGACUUGGCAGACGGAUGUAUUGGGAAUCGUUACCCUCCUUUAGUAUAAUACCCAUGACUACAAUCGCUUAGGACUUUCAAUGUUAGUGCAGGCCUGCACUGCAGCAAUAUCUUUUAGGACUGAGGAUUAUAUCGCGACAUGCAGUUUCACUGAACUAUCGUAACAUUCCAAGUGUUGACCUACUUAUACCUAAACUUAAAGGGUUAUCAGCAUGUUUAUUGGUAAUCUUAUGCGGGGCAGGAGUUUC